Micropterus salmoides (largemouth bass) is the source of this 3088-nucleotide messenger RNA. It is a transcript of the gene polm, whose product is annotated as polymerase (DNA directed), mu. Gene Ontology annotation, cellular component: nucleus. The transcript has 11 exons. Gene Ontology annotation, molecular function: DNA-directed DNA polymerase activity; DNA binding. Gene Ontology annotation, biological process: double-strand break repair via nonhomologous end joining. The record is from RefSeq and is a predicted model, not a curated record. The coding region runs from base 322 to 1845 and encodes 507 amino acids. Lineage: Eukaryota; Metazoa; Chordata; Actinopteri; Centrarchiformes; Centrarchidae.
UACACAGCUGCUUCCGGUUGCAGUGAAACAGAAGUUUUCUGCUGGAAGUGGUUUUCUUUCUCUUUAACCUGACACAGAAUAUGAACCCGGGUACGUUAAACACUUUAACUUAGCUUCGACGUAGCAUUUUAUUUGUAAUAAUUACUAUUUUACGAUAAAUAGCUUUAUAAAACUAAGCUAGCAACAAAGAAAUGAUGGUCAGAAUUAGCCAAAAAACACAUUGAAUAUUUAGCUUGUUAUAGAAGACAUGGGCUCUAAUGUUACAUGUUUGUAGGCUUCAACACCAGAGGGUUAUGAGAUUAUUCAGCAACAGAGUGAAACAUGGUUCCAUUAAAGAGAAGGAAACUUGUCCCAUCACAUGCUGGGAACACUGGGACUAACCUCAAUGGAGAGAAAGUGCCAGCCAAGUUCCCCCAGGUUGUUUUAUUCCUGUUAGAAAGAAAGAUGGGAGCCAGUAGAAGAGCUUUCCUCUCUCAGCUCGGGCGAAAGAAAGGAUUUCAAGUGGAGGAGAUGCUCAGUAAAAGUGUCACACAUUUAAUUUCCGAGAACAACUCUGGCGCUGAGGUGAGGGCGUGGCUGGACUCACAGGACCAGAAACCUGCUCACCUUCUGGACAUCAGCUGGUACACAGAGAGCAUGCGUGAAGGCCAACCUGUUGAAAUACUGGACAGACAUAAACUACAGGAUCAGCGGAUCAAUGAAGCAGAGGUUGAGGUGUUCUCCGUCCCCAGCUACGCCUGUCAGAGAAGGACAACUCUAGACAACCAUAACACCACCCUCACUGAUGCUCUGUCGCUCCUGGCUGAAAACGCUGAGCUCAGUGAUGAGGAAGGACGAGGUGUCGCAUUUCGACGAGCCGCCGCCGUGUUGAAGGCUCUCCCCAAACCGGUGACGAGCAUGUCGCAGCUCAGAGGGCUUCCCUGUCUGGGAGAACACUCACUCAGAGUCAUCAAAGACAUUUUAGAGAAUGGAGCAUCAAGUGAAGCUGAAUCCACAAAGCAGUCAGGGCGGUAUAACGCGCUGAAGGCUUUGACAGGUAUCUUCGGAGUUGGAGCGAAAACAGCAGACCGAUGGAUCAGAGAGGGGAUACGCAGCCUUCAGCAGCUUCAGGAUUCAGGACAAACUCUCAAUCGAGCUCAACAAGCAGGUCUGGAGCACUAUGAUGACAUCAACCAGCCGGUCACUAAGGCGGAAGCCGACGCCAUCGGUGAGAUUGUGGAGAGAGCUGUUGUUUCUGUGUUACCCGGUGCACAGAUGAGUCUGAUUGGAGGAUUCAGAAGAGGAAAGCUGACGGGCCAUGAUGUCGACUUCCUGAUAACACAUCCAGAGGAGGGCAGGGAGGUGGGACUGAUGCCUAAAGUGGUCGCCAGGUUGGAAUCGCAGGGUUUCCUGUUGUACCAGAAAACUACAAGAAACUCUUACCUGGAGUCUAAUGACGGUCCUGCUCGGCCCGCCUCCAACAUUGACCGCUUUGAGAGAUGUUUCUCCAUCUUUAAACUUGCCAAGGAGGAGAAGCGAGGAGCGACACAGCCAGAGACACUGACAGAAAACGGUGUGCAAAUUCUGCAGACCAAACCUGCCAGACACAAACCGUGGAGAGCCGUGAGAGUGGACCUGGUGGUCUCUCCGAUCAGCCAGUUUGCUUUCGCUCUGCUGGGCUGGACAGGAUCCAAGUUGUUUGAGAGAGAGCUACGACGUUGGGCGGGGCACGAGAAGGCCAUGUCUCUAAGCAGCCAUGCUCUGUACGAUAACAAACAGAGUAGAUAUCUGAGAGCGACGUCGGAGGAGGAGAUAUUUGCACAUCUUGGUUUGGAGUACAUCCCACCGUCAGAGAGGAACGCCUGACCAGACUGCUGAGCCCCUACAGGAGGACCAAGCGGAGUCCCAUCUGAGGUUUAUAACCUGGAAACAGGAGGCUAGAAGGGAGGGUUAAAGGAAUAGUUCAAGAUUUGUUAAGUGGGUCUGUUUGAGGUACUUAUACACAGUCAGUGUAUUAACUGCAGUAGAUGGAGGUCAGCGCGUCACCAGCUUGGAGAAACAGAGAGUUGGACGGAAGCUAAUCAAUAGCAAAACGUAUUUUAGGCACCUAAAAAAAGGCCCAACGACAGCUUGGCUCCAGAGGCUGUAUACAGUAUACGGCUCCAGCCGCCUGGAGCAAAGCAUAGCGCUGAAAACACAAAGCGUACACUGGAACUGAUAUAGAUUUAUUUCAGUGGGCCUUCUUUUAGGUAGCUAAAAUACCAAACCAUCUGCUGCACAGCUGUCCACAGCAGCACGUUGCUUAGCUUCUAUACAACUCUCUGCUUCUGCAAACUCUGGACAUGCUGAACGCCAUCUGCUGCGCUCACGUUAACAAGACCUCAGCUGUUCAGACCUAAAACAGCACCCUGCGUUUAAAAAAAGAUAAGGGGGCUGUAUUGGCGUGGGCGUGUUGCUUCAGGAACCGGUGAGACAAUGCAACAAGAUCCAGAAAUAGUGAGCGACAAAUCCACGAGUUUGAAGGUUUAUUAAAACAUUUUUGAAAGUUUUUAUAAAAGUAUGACACCUGAUUUUACAAAUCUGGAAAAUGAUGACAAUUGUUUUAUAAGGACUGUUUUAGAGAGGUGUUAAUUCGACUGUACGAUAAUUUUAGUGGCUGUAGUUUGUGCUGCUGUUGAACUGUAUUAUGUUAUACUGGCAGGUCUUUCUGUUAUUUUAUCCACCCCAUUUAUAUCGACGAGGACACAGUUCAACAGCACCACAAGGUUUUGUUUUUUGUCAAUAUUUUGCACGUUCAAUGCAGCUCAUAUUAUUUAAGAAUAGAUAUGUUUUACAUGUAGUGAUUUCUUGACUUUUACAGUACUUGUUUCUUGUCUUUGUAUAUUUUGACUGUUAUGCAUCGAAACACCAAGUGAAACUCCUUGUAUGUGAAAUCCUACUUGAAACUACUACUUACUACUACUAACAAUAAUAAACCUGUUUCUUCUUAACUACAACCUCCCAAAUGAUCAUACAGCUGAACCAACACCUCUCUAAAACUGUUCCAACAGCAGAUGAACUGAACUGUAUUGCACUGCUUAUAUUUUACAAUAAAAGAUGUAUGAAUUAA